GCCGUCAUUCUCCGGAAGUACAGUUAAUUUUUAUUCACGAGAAAAAAACAGCUGGUGUACGAAAAAAAGAAAGCGUCAAAAAUGCCAGCCUCAAAGCGAGGAACAGAGGAGCCCCUCGAUCCUCAAGCGAAAUUGAGGAGGCUGGAAGACAUUGGUGAAGCGCUCCAGUCCGAAACCACACCAGCAAUCAACAACAGGUCUCAUAAAGAAAUACAUUUGCAUGAAAUUACAGAUGCUGUUGCCCCUCGGACCAAAAGGAAACUUGAAGAAGAAGAAGAAGCUACGGAAGGAAACCCAUCCAAGUCAUCACGACAGACUUCACCAGUCCGAACUACUCUAGGUCCACCCGUCACAAAACACUCAAGUGCCUUCUGUCGGGAAGCUCCGUCAGAUGAUUUUAAUACAGAGUUCAAUGUCGACAAUACGCCCAGCGACAGCAGCAAGGACGGACUUUUCACUGAGAGCAAUGAGCAGGGUUUGACAAAAAAAUACUCAAGCCUAAUACAAACCAAGCCAGCCUCCGACUCGCUGCAGGUGAGUGAAGAGUUACCGUCACCUCCAGCAGAAUUUGUCCAGAAUGAGCACAGUUAUGGCAAAUCAUCAGACUCCAGUCUUGACAGCAUUUUGGACACUACAGAAAACACCACAAAGGAAAGUAGGGCAGCCAACAUCAUAUUUACGGCUGAAGAAAAGGAGAGAAAAGAAGCAGACGACCAAAGGCUUCCUGCUAACCAUCCCCUCGCAUCGUCCUUGACGCAUUCGGAGGAUGCUGCUGCAGGUGGUGCUGCUGCUAUCAGAAGCCGGGCAGUGGGAACAUUUUGUUCCAGCAACGGAGAUGCACAUCUUGAACAGUUAGUCUGUGAACAAAAUUGGCAGACUGAUUCCAUCAGUGAAUGUAUAGAAACUGUGACAAGUGUUAUAAAGCAGGAUUUAACACAAAAUACAGACCAGGAAAAGCAUGAUGUGACGGUCAGUGGUGACUUAAUGAGGCUUAAUGAUGUAUCUGGUGAAGAUCAGAUGCCCCCAAACGUCAAUGCUGAAGAAAUUGUGUUGGAAAGUUGUAAUCCUGAGACAAGCAUUGAAGAAAGUUGUAUACCCGAGUCAAAUCGAUGUCCAUAUACUCAGGCAACAGAAACUGAAUCCGACCAAAACCCGGAGAGUCAUUUUAAAGAACUUCUAACUUCAGCAUCUGAGAAUCAGACGCAAGAAAAAACAGGUUUUACGGACACUGGUAGCAACUGGGAUCCUCGGAUUGAGAAAGUAACACAGUCCGAUAGAAUUCCAGCCAGUAAGAUUGAAGAUGAUGUGUGCCAAAUUGAAUUUGAGUGUAAUAAAACUCUGGAAAGUUUGGAUGAGGUGCUUUCAAAGAAGACCCAAGAUGUGCCAGAAGCAGUCCUUGCAGUGUGUUCAGUCGAGGAAAGUCAAAUGGAAACACCUGAGGUAACCGUAGAAGUAAUGGAAUCUGAUAUGAACCCAGCGAGUCAUACUGAAGCAAAUCUAAGUGCAACAGAGUCCGAUAGAAAACCAGACACACCGACCGAAAUGUUUUCGAUUUCAAAGGAAACUGUUCCCACGUCGCAAGAGGUCCUCACUGAAAGUCACAAUGCAGAGGAUCAGAGAACGGCAAGUGGAACUCCAGAGAAUACAUCCAUCCAUCCAUCCAUUUUCUAUACCGCAGUUGAUGAAAAAAGGCAGACUGAGGUAACGUUCAUAGAUUUGCCAGUUGUGAAGAAAAACGUUCCUGCACCACAAGAGGUCCUCGUUGAAAAUCUUAAUGCACAAGUUGAAGAAACUCAAAUAGAGAGCCAUGUUCAAGAAAUGUUAACAGUGGAGUACUGUAGUCAAUCAGGAAAUGGAAAAUGUGUAUCUGAAACUCAAUCACUUUUAAUGAAACCUACACCACCAGAGGUCAUGGUUGACCAGUUAACUGUUGAGCGUCAAGUUGAAGAGUUCCGUGGAACCCCAAAUAGUCAGACCGAAGAAAUGAAUCCAGUUUUAAUGGAGUCUGUUCAAAGCUCAGUAUGUCCUGUUGAAGACCAUAUAUUAGCAUCGCCUUCACUUUCACAAAAAACUGAAAACACUCCAAAAGAAGCCCUUAGCAACUGUUUUGUUGCAGAGAGCCACGUUGAAGAACAUCAACUGGUGUCCAAUGAAAAAAAUCAAACAGAACUGGAGGCUGGUAAAAACAUUGAAAGUCAUGUUGAAGAGUUGUCUCUUUCACAAAGAAGUGAACCAAAGCCACAGAUGGCCCUCAUAGACAGUUUAGAGGAACAUCAAGAGGUCCUCGGAGAUUGUUUUCAUGCAGAAAGUCAGAUUGAGAAGAAGCAUAUGGAAUCUGAUAAUAGAAUCAUCUCAAAUCCCUUUGAACAAAAGCAGGAGCAAGUCAACAAAAGCAUCAACACAGCUGAGGUGUCGACACCUCACUGUGAGUCGGCCGGCAAGCAAAACAGCACAAUGGAGAUGCCCCGUCAACAUGUCAUCAUCUCGCAGCUGCAGACAGAUGUGGAAACGCCAUCGAAGGGAAGAUUAACCGCUACGUUGCUUCAGGAGGAAAUCAAUAAUCACUCCAGCCAAAAUGACAAUGAAGACUUGAAAAUUUUUAAUGCAGAAACGGUGCCAAAGGCAAACGUCCAGGAGAGCCCUGAAGUUAGCGAUUGCACCACUGCUGUUACACAAAAAGCUUUAGCUCCUGCAAAUUUCAAGACCAGUGGAACCGAAGAACUCAAAACUGUUAUGGAUGAAUCAGAAGAAGCACACGAGAGAGUCGAGGUGAACAAAAUUCAAAAUUUCAAUGUUUGUGACUAUGAAAACAAGUUAAAUUUGGACUCUGUAGCUACACCUGUGAGUCCAACUGACCUCCAAAUUCAAAGCACUGAAGAAUCGGAAAAUCAAAAAAGUCAAGCAGAACCAACAGCAGACACAAUGUCUUCUGAAGUUCUCGUCGAAGAAAACCCGGAGGAUGCAAAAUUACUUGACGCUCCUGAAAAUCAGGCAGAAGUAUCCGAAGACAUGGAGUAUGAAGAUUCUGGUGUUCAAGAGAAUCAGACUGCAUUAUCAACAAAGACUUCUUAUGAGACACAAAAAUUGGAAAGUGAAAUGGUGGAAACCUCAAACUUGGAAAUACAUCAUGAAACGGAGUUGCUACAUGAGACAACAAAUCAUUCAAGUAGAAAUGACAUGGUGAAGAAUCUUGAGCAUGCAACAGCAUCAGCCCCAGUGGAGCAAGAGGUCGCAGAACAUAUGCUGAUCGUAUGUGAAAGUGAAACGGGUCCUGAUUUGACUGCAAAUGGCAGUCAUGGUAACAAGGGUACCACACAGUGUGUCACAGAAGUAGAAAUGGUAGCAGAAGAAGACGACACGAAUAAGAAGGUCAGCGAAUCGACAGUUAUCGUCUCAAUCUUGGGGAACAAUAAGGUCACCGAAUUCAUCACCAGUGAUUCGAAUGCUUCCGUAAACCAACCAGAGAUGGACAAUCCAGCAACACCGGAUUGUAUCUCAAUUCCAACUUCUCCUGAGGAAAUACAAGUGCAGAAUGAAGACCUUGCUGAAGUUCAACUCAAGCAUGCGGUACCAGAAAUGGCAAACACUUCGAAUGCAGUGACAAGUGUCAUUCAAGAAGAGGAGACGGGUUGCCAAGAUGAUGAAGCUACUGCAAAGACAGACGGCUAUCAUGACACUGUCGAAGAAACAGCUGGAAAUACUGAAGUUUUAGUUUUUGCCCAACCAACUGACACUGCUCCUGUACCCACUAUUUCAGAAGAGCUGAGCGAUGCAAUAAGUCAAUCACAAGUUGAAAACCAGAUAGUGUACGAGCCUAUUAGUAGCCCAGAGAGUAUUGAAGAUGCAGAUGCUGCUAUGGCACCGGAGAAGCAAGUUUUGGUCUCUUUUGCGAACAUAUCAAGUAUUCAAGACACGAAGGACGACUUGCCCAAUGAAUUCAUGGAGGCCAGUCAUUUCCAACUGGAAAAUGAGCAUAUGGCUAAAGAAGAAGGAUCAGUGGGCCAGAAAGCACUUGAAAUGGUGAUGGUCCCACUGACAACCAUUUUUUCUGAGACUCGUGCAGAGGAAGAAUCGGCAAUGUCUUUACCGGUUGAAGAUUUGGUGCCUUCGGAGGAUGUGCCAAGUACUCAACACAUGAUGGAGGAAAGUAAGGCUAGUCCAUUGCCAGUGGAAAAUGACGAAAAACCGACAGACGACCAUGCAGCAAUUGAAAUGGACGUACAACAGACCAUCAAAGUACCAGGUCCAGACAGUAGUCCAGAUAGUGACAAAGAUGGGGAUGCUGCCGUGGCUUUGGAGAAGCAAUAUUUGGCAUCAGACGAGGAGGUACAAAGUACUCAAGACAAGGCUAGUUAUUUGCACCCGGAUAAUAGCAGUACCACUAAAGAACAACGGACAGACAACCAAACCUCAGUCGAAAUGGAGGAAGUACAAUUGACCACCACUGUCCCAGAGCAUAAAGGAGAUGCCACCACUGAUUUGGAGAAGCAGGACUUGCUGUCUUUACAGGAAGUACCAAGUAUUCAAGACAAAAUGGACACACUCAUGAAUGAAAGCGCAGAAGCUAGUCAUUUGCAAGUGGAAAAUAAUGAAAGUGCUAAAGAAGAACAGACAGAUGGCCAAGCAGCAAUUGAAAUGGAGAAACACCACACUAUCCCAGUUCAGCAAAGUUGUCCAGAUAGCAACAAAGAUGGCGAAGUUGCCGUGGCUUUGGAGAAGCAAGUCUUAGUGUCUUCGGACGAUCUACCAUGUAAUCAAGUAAUAAAGGAGGACUUGUGUCCGAAUGAAAGUGAAGAGACUCAUCGUUUGCAACUAAAAAACAAGACAACUGCAGACGAAUGGACAGUCCAAGCAGUAGUUGAAAUGCAGGUCGAAAAUACAACUAACAUUUCAGAGACUUGUCCACAGAGUAACCGAGCUGGAGAUGUUGUCCUGGGUUUAGAGAAGAAAGAAUUUGUGUCUUUAGACAUGGAGGGCAACUUGCAACUGGUAAAUGAGAAACCUGCUGAAGAAGAACAGACAAAUUGCCAAGCAGCUUUUGAAAUAGGUGUGCAAGAGACCUCCACAGUUCCAGAGACUAAUCUAGAGAGAAACAACAAUGGAGAUGGUGCUUUGGCUUUGAAUAAGGAAGAUUUGGUGUCCUCAGAGGAUUUAUCAAGUAUCCAACAUGUGAAAGAUGACUUGCAUUUGGAAAACGAGACAUCUAAUGAAGAACCAACAGAUGGUAGUGUGGUUGUCGCAGAUGUUUCUCAACACUUGCAGGAUGAUCUUCCUGCUGUGGACCUGCCACAUGAUACAUCUGACGAAUAUGUAAUUCUCAAGCCAGUCUCAGAUAGCAACAUUCACUUAGAUAUUGUCUCCCAAGCUGCUGUCGCGUCAGGUCUGUCUGACCCCAGUUUGGUGAACCAGGUGGAUCCAAAUUCUACCUUUGACGCAAUAAAUGGACCUCAACAGACCUGCCUUUUGAAGACUGAAGAGCCACCCCCUGAUGUCAAAGUUGAUUCAGUGAUACCUUCAAGUGAAGAGGCAAAAGAUUUACCUGCACCACCUUCAGAAGAACCUUUUGAGUCAACUCCAGACAACUUCCUUCAACCACCAUCUGUCAUGGUUGAAACGACCAACUCUAAACCUCAAGAUGAAAAUGUUGUGGCGACAGAGGACAGCGGGGAAAACGUUGCCCUCCAGGAAUUGCAAAUUCUGGAGGACAUGGAGAUCGGACAUGAGAUCGUUGUGGUUGAGGUUGCGAACGAAGAAGACCCUGACGUGACGAUAAUAGACAAAGCCGACACUCAAACGCCUUCUCUUCAAAAGGCAGUGGAAAAGACUGAAAAUGAAAAUGUAUUGAAGACCAACAAUUCCUUUUUAAAGCCCGACAUUGACACCGAAAUACUUCUUGAGAAACCCAAGAAGCAAGAAAUGAACACCCAGGCCAGAACCAAAGCGCGUCUGGCUGCUCUGGCAGAGCAGAAAGCGGCCGCUAUGAAGAGGACGGCCAACCGGCAGCAGCUCAACCUUUUAGCCUUGUGUCAGGAAAUUGCUGAGGACAUAGCCACAGACAGCACGCUGUUAAAGAGGAUUGAAGAGGAAAAACAAGCAGCGGCCAAAAGCGAAGCUGCCAAGAAGGAAAAUCCACCUAUGAGCACGCAGGAACUGGCCCUUGUUGACGUCAAGCCUCCUGCUGAACCCGAAAGCUCCUCAGCGCAGAGGCCCCCUGCUGAGGAGCCCCCUGCGGCGCAGCCUGCCAGUGCUGAAUCCAAGCUGGCAGAGGAUCCGCCAAAGAGGCGUUUCUUUGUCUCCCAAGUUUCCGUGCCUCUGAAGGCCCACGAGAAGAAGAAGCUAACACGAUAUCAAAGAUUAAGACAGGUAGAACUGCAAAGGGAGAAGAUGUCAUGGGCGCGCAUGAAGAAAAUGAAGUCUGACCAGGCAAAUCAACUGUUCUCUGACAUGGACUGGCAAGCUUCGAUGUUACCACCUGCUCUGUUUUCCAUCAAUGCCAUGACCACUGACCCUGCACCCAAAACCAGUUCGGCCCCCCUUCCAACUCCCACCUUAAGUAGCAAACCGGCAUCCCCCAAGCCAGAAGCUCCUGAGUCUCUCAAGAGUGAAACUAAAGAACCCAUAGCGGAUGCCCCCAAGACUGAACCAGAAAUCAAAACAGAACCCCCAAAAACAGAAAGUCCUCCGACUGAACCUCCUAAAGCCGAAAUCACGAGAGUAACACGGCAAAGCAGUAAGGCUCAGACCCCUCAGGUCACCCCUCCAAAUCCCACCCCAAAAGUCACCAGGUCGUCCACCAGGAGGUCUCUGCCGGCUGUACCCCCACCCAUGCCCAACGGACUUAAGGCGUCAAAACCACAGCCUGUCGAGUACAAGCCAUACAAACCGCGUCCCAGGUAUUCACCUGAUGAUUUUGAACUUGAUGAUGACCCGUUACCGACGCCUCCAAAGAGGGUUAAUCCUCUACCUAGGCUUAACCAGUCUCCCAGUCAGUCACAUCCACUGGCCCAGUUGAAAGCCACACUUCAGCAAUCCAGCCAGGCAAAACUUAAACACUCAACCACCUCUGCUGGACAGAUUUCAUCACCAUGUCAAUCAAAGCCCACCAUUCCAACCUCAGCUCAGUCCAAACCCACCUGUUCUCCCGGUCCACACCUUCCCGUUACCUCAAGUGCCCAGUCAAAAACAUCUGUCACCUCUGCUCCCGCCAAACCGUCACCCUCAGAUGCGGUUCUGAAAUCGAAACCCGCUUUGGCUGUGACUCAGGCUGUGUCGGUUUCACCUCAACUAAAAACAGCUGGCCUUGCCCCAGCUCAGACCAACCAGUCAGUGGCUUCAAACACAUCCCAGAUGAAGCCUGGCAGUCCUCCAGCUGAUGGAGUUGCAGGUCAUGCCAAAACCCUCCAGGCUCUGCCAGCAACAGACAAGGAAAGCAAGGCUACUGCUGCUUCAAGUCCACCUAAAAGCCCCCCUCCUCCUGCAGGUCUGAAUUUUUAA
Syngnathus acus (greater pipefish) is the source of this 7494-nucleotide messenger RNA. Its product is annotated as titin-like. Lineage: Eukaryota; Metazoa; Chordata; Actinopteri; Syngnathiformes; Syngnathidae. The transcript has 4 exons. The record is from RefSeq and is a predicted model, not a curated record. The coding region runs from base 82 to 7494 and encodes 2470 amino acids.